Molecule: messenger RNA, 9179 nt
Organism: Chroicocephalus ridibundus (black-headed gull)
Lineage: Eukaryota; Metazoa; Chordata; Aves; Charadriiformes; Laridae
Product: KIAA0319 ortholog
Exons: 21
Coding region: 288-3530 (1080 amino acids)
Biological process (GO): neuron migration
Cellular component (GO): plasma membrane; cytoplasmic vesicle
Source: RefSeq, a predicted model, not a curated record
GGCGCCUGCUCCUGAGUCAGCAGCGGCGAGGAGGCGGGCGGCACCCCGCCGCCCGGCCCGGCCCCGCCGAGCGUCCCCGGCCCCCCCUCAGCACCGCGCCGGCUCCCGGCCCCCACCAGCCGCGGGAGGAAGGGGGCUGUGGGGUCUCCGCCGGCUGCUGCCCGCCGCCGCCGCCAGUGCUUCAUGGCCACAGCAAGGUAAACAAUAUUAGAGGAAACCGACGUUAAGACCUAUAAUUUCCACGCAGCUGGUUGAAAAAGCCUUCGUCACUGCCUUCCUGGUGCAGCAUGGCAUUUGGACUUGGUGGUUUCUGCCUGUUACUAUGGGCAAUAACAGGUUCCAGUUGUGAGCAGUGCAGAGAAGGAGCCACGUACUCGGAUGCAGUAAUAUCUCCCAACUUAGAAACCACUAAAAUUAUGCGAGUUCCUCAUGCUAUGUCAGUGUCCGACUGCAUCGCAGCAUGUUGUGACCUCUCUGGUUGUGACUUGUCCUGGAUGUUUGAACGACGCUGUUACAUCGUGAACUGCCAACACAACGAGAAUUGUGAACCUAAAAAAAUUGAAACUGUAAAGUCCUAUCUUACUUUUGUGCUGAGACCUUCUCAGAGGCCAGCCUCACUGCUAGGAUUUGGGCAAGUGAUCCCAAGCAUGGUCCACUCUGUGGGACUUCAGAAUCAGCCAUCUGAGGAAGUGAGUAGCCUGAAGGAGCUGUCUCUGCUUGGCAAAGAUCCCAGCCUUGAGGAGAUACCUGAAUACAUUGAUGAUUAUAAAGAGUUGGAACAGGACCCCUUUCAGUUGAGCAUCAAACAUCAGCAGAAGGAGAGCACGGAUUAUGCUGAUUGGGGCCUGAUGGUGGCAGGUGAAAAUGGCUUCAACUCUUCCAUGGGUGAUGAUGGAGAUAACCAGGAAGACUUUGCUGAAAAGAAAGGGGAGGCUGGGAUGGUGGAAAGCCUUCUGAAUAAAAACAGCUCUGAACUGAACUCUGUCACUGAACACUCUGUGGAGAGGCUGUCGCUAUCAUCUGUCCCAGAGAUUACACCGUUCCCUGGGAAGACACUUGAAAGUGAAGCAGCUGUUCAACUUCUUGCACAACCUGACGAUGCUUUGCAAAAAGAGGCUGCUGCACCUUCCCCUUCUUCAGACAAACUGGAUUUCUCCACAGAUGUGUCAGAGAAAACCCAGACUCCCACAAUGGCCCCAGAGAAUGUCACUGAAGGUGGGAUCAUGCUACUUCCCACAAGUACCGUGCCACCUGAGCUCAUGCAGCAAUUCGCACCACCUGCUACUGCUGCUAAAGCAGAUGCAGUAAAAGAACUGAUUGUGUCUGCUGGAGAUAACAUACAAGUGGUGCUACCCAAAAAUGAGGUUGAACUGAAUGCCUUUGUUGUCCCACCACCACCUACAGAAACAGCCUACAUCUAUGAGUGGAGCUUAAUCAGUCACCCUGCUGACUAUGGUGGUGAAAUGGAGCGCAGGCACAGCCAGACCUUGAAGCUCUCUCAUUUAUCGGUGGGCCUUUAUGCCUUCAAAGUGACGGUUUCUGGUGAAAAUGCCUUUGGUGAAGGUUUUAUAAAUGUCACAGUCAAACCAGCAGUCAGAGUUAACCAGCCGCCUCUUGCUGUUGCUUCACCCAAAGUACAAGAAGUUUCUUUGCCUACAACUUCGACCUUCAUUGAUGGCAGUCAAAGUAUAGAUGAUAUGAAGAUAGUGAGUUACCACUGGGAGGAAAUUAAAGGUCCUUUGCGAGAGCAGAAAGCGUCUGCUGACACACCUGUCUUGCACUUGUCUAACCUUGUUCCUGGAAACUACACUUUCAGACUCACAGUGAUUGAUUCAGAUGGAGCAGCCAACUCCACCAUUGCAUCUCUGACUGUCAACAAACCAGUGGAUUACCCACCUAUUGCCAAUGCAGGACCUAAUCAGGCAGUCACCUUGCCCCAGAACUUCAUCACGCUGAAUGGAAACCAGAGCAGUGACGACCAUGAAAUUGUCAGCUAUGAAUGGUCACUCAGUCCCAAAAGCAAAGGCAAGGUUGUAGCAAUGCAGGGAGUGCGGACGCCAUACCUCCAGUUAUCUGCAAUGCAGGAAGGAGAUUAUACGUUUCAGCUGACUGUCACAGACUCUGCGAGGCAGCGGUCCACCGCUGAGGUGACACUGAUCGUACAGCCUGAAAAUAACAGUCCUCCAGUAGCAGUGGCUGGCCCUGACAAGGAAUUGACCUUCCCAGUAGAAAGUACUACACUGGAUGGAAGCAAAAGCCAAGAUGACCAAGGCAUUGUCUUCUAUCAUUGGGAAAAUAUCAGUGGACCCAGCUCUGUACAGAUGGAAAACGGUGACAAAGCAAUAGCAACUGUGACUGGUCUUCAGGUUGGUACCUAUCGCUUCAGGCUGACCGUGAAAGACCAACAGGGCUUAAGCAGUGCAUCUGUGCUAUCUAUUACUGUGAAGGAAGAAAACAACAGUCCACCCCGGGCGCAUGCUGGUGGGAAGCAUGUUCUCGUGCUUCCAAAUAAUUCUGUUACCUUGGAUGGCUCAAGGUCUGCUGAUGACCAGGGGAUUGUGUCAUAUUUGUGGAUUCGGGAUGGUCAAAGCCCGGCAGCUGGGGAUGUGAUCCAUGGCUCAGACCACGAGGCAGUACUGCAGCUAACUAAUCUGGUAGAAGGAACCUAUACUUUUCACUUGAAAGUGACGGAUGCUAAAGGAGACUCAGAUAUUGAUUCAGCAACUGUUGAAGUGCGGCCUGAUCCCAAAAGGAGUGGUCUGGUGGAGCUGAUUCUGCAAGUUGGAGUGGGACAGCUGAGUGAACAGCAGAAGGACACCCUGGUGAGACAGCUGGCUGUAUUGCUGAAUGUUUUGGAUUCAGAUAUCAAAGUUCAGAAGAUACAAGCCUACUCAGAUAUAAGCACCGCGGUUGUGUUCUACGUGCAGAAUGGGCAUCCUUCCAAGGUGAUCAAGGCAUCAGAUGUCUCACGAACUUUGCAUGUUCAGCUUUUGAAAGAGAAGGCUGACUUUCUGCUUUUUAAAGUCCUGCGGGUUGACACAGCUGCCUGUCUUUUAAAAUGUUCUGGACAUGGACACUGUGACCCCAUAACAAAGCGCUGUAUUUGCUACCAGCUGUGGAUGGAAAACUUGAUCCAUCGUUAUCUAAAUGAUGGAGAGAGUAAUUGUGAGUGGAGUAUACUCUAUGUGACUGUAUCCGUUUUCAUUUUGAUUGUGGUCAUGGUAGGGCUUGCCUGGUUCUGCAUCUGCUGCUGCAAAAGCAGAAAGAGGACGAAGAUAAGAAAGAAAACAAAAUAUACCAUCCUAGAUAACAUAGAUGAGCAGGAGAGAAUGGAGCUACGACCCAAAUAUGGUAUAAAACACAGAAGUACAGAACACAACUCCAGUCUGAUGGUCUCUGAAUCAGAGUUUGACAGUGAUCAGGACACUAUCUUCAGCAGAGAAAAGAUUGAAAGAGAUAAUCCUAAAACGCUCAUGAACGGAUCCAUCAGAAAUGGAGUUUCCUUCAACUACAGCUCCAAAGAUAGAUAACUGAAUGAGGGUAAAAGCACAGAACAUGCUGGUCCAACACAUCUGAAACACGUUGGCCUGCCUCUGUUUUUCCAGAACCAAAAGCUUCCUAAAAUAUCAACUAAUUGCAGAUGAAAGGGUAAAUUUCUAACACAGUGAGGGGAAGGAAGGAGAAAGAACUAGAUGGUCAGCUAACUCCUCUUGUCACUGUUAUAGGAAGAAGAAAAAGCACAUCUUAUUUCUUGCAUGUUCCAUGCUGAAUGUCUGAACUUCAGAAGGCCUUUUCCUGUAUCACUGCUACAAAACUAGCCAGAGCUGUUAUGCUACUAACAAUGGUAACUGAGACACAUACAGGUUUGUGUCCUGUGCUCCAGUCUCUCUUUCAGGGGAAGCAGUGCGAAGCUUAAGCAGCAAGAGUCAAUAUAGAUAAAUUCCCUUACAAAUUUAGAGGGCAAUAUGUUAUCACAGGCUCCAUCUUAAUUUUUCAGUUUAGGUUGGGAACACAAAAAGAGAACAUCUUUAGUGCAUUGUAUUUAUCUCUAACUGUGCUUUGUGACUUCCUUCCUAGGGUAGUGCUCAUCAGAUGGAAAUGUCUUUGUUUUUGAAGGAAGUUUACUUAAUCAGCAGCACAGUAUUGUGAUACAUCUGUGUCCUGUAGGAUGCAGUGUUCCCUGUAUUUGCGAAGUAUGAUGCCUGCAGGGAAGUCCAGCCUUAGCUUGCUUCUUUAAUGAUGAAGGUACUUUGGCUGUCUGGAGUCUGCCACAUCCAGCCAGGAAAACAGUGGCAGAAAGGAGUCAGUGCAAUGUACCUUCAGAAGCGUUUUGAGCAUUCCAAAAAAUGUUUUGCUUAGAGAGCACUUUUAAGGAGCUCUGGACCUUUUAAGACUGAACCCUCAGCUGAGAUGGGUUUUCAUCUGUCAGCCUCAGUGCUCAAUUAAAGAAUAUGCCAAACAUUUGUGUAGUGAAAUGCUUGUGGCAAAAUAUCCUAUGUGGAGCAGGAGGUUCAACACCUACCUUCAUUGUCAUGCAAACUGGUACUGGGGAAGGUUUUAGAUUGAUAUUAGAUUGUUUUACUUUUUCCUUGGUGGCUAUUCGGUGACCAGAUGUGUUGGCCUUUAGGAGAUCCCUUCAGGUGUUUGGGAAGGGUAGGAGUGUUGGAGUUCCGAUGUUCGCAAUCUGGAUAAUUUCUUUACAGUGUGCUUGUUAGGCUUUAAAGCCAUGCCCCCAGUACUGUUCUUGAAAUCCCAAAUUGAAGACCUGGCUUUUAUACAUAAGCCUCACUUGUUGGGGGCAUCUGUGUCAGUUGUACUGUCUGGCCACAAUGUCAGCCUUUCCUGGGGGUCCUUUACUGACGUGCUGGAGUCUUGGGCUGAGCUGAAGGAACGAUGUGUUCUGAUGGAGAAAAUGUUCCUCUGGGAGCAUUUUGGAUGAGGGUUGGGGGUUUUUUUGUUUGUUUUUGUUUCUUUUAAAAAUCUGGUGGUGGAGAAUCUAUUAACAGAGAAGGGUGGAGAGUAUUGAGAACAACGGGAGCAGAUGAGAAGGGUCAGGGAGGGAACAUAGCCCACCUCCAUCAUGAGGAAUAAUUUGGUGGAGAAUUCUGGGGCUUUCUCCACCUUUUCAUAGGAGUCUGAUACGACAGAGAAGUUGGGUCGAACAAUCGCUUUUGUGCUUCUCUUGUUAAUGGAGUUGGGCAAAAUGGAGUUGUCUAGGUUGGAAGAAAUCAGUGCUCAAAAGUUGCAGCAACAUGACAUGCUCCUAACUGGUUUCAUACUUUGAUUCUCAAAUGCAGCCAGCAACAGUCCCUAAGGCUACUGGUGCUGCAUGGAGGAGCAUUUAUCCUGUGCGCAGCCCUGCAUUUCUCUGGAGAGCUGAGUGUGUUUGCAGGACUCAUUGCGGUGGGAGAGGCUGUGAAGAGCUAAAAAGGGCUAAUGCAAGUAUUUUCCAUGUUUUUUCCCAUACCCACAAGCAAGAUACUGUAUAAAUGGUAUGACUUGCUUUCUUCAGAAGCAAAGUCUGAACUCUGUGUAUGGGAGUUCUAGGCUAUUUAUUGAGACAAAUCUAUUUUAUCUCACCUUCUCCCUUCUUGAGUGUGUGUGUGUGUGUAAAUAUAUUUUCAAAUAACUUGGUCAAUAAAAGCAAGAUCAGCUUUUGAUGUCUUUGAAUUUCUGCUUCAGAUGUGCUAACACAGUAACGCAAUGUUCACUUUAAAGUAUUCCUGAAGAAAGUUAAGGCCCACUUAAAAACUUUUUUUUUUCUUUUCCUUUUUAAAUCAAAAUGUUGGGCUUAAUCCACUCUGCACCAACUCCCAAAAUGUUCUAGCAGGAAUUAUGCUCUUGGAAACAUGCAUUUAAAAAAAAAGAAAAGUUGCAUAAGCAACUACAACUUUGUAUUGGACAUGCUGCCAUUAAUGCUUCUGCUAAAUACUGUGUGCCUUUAUCUAUAAACUUAUCUUUUAGGACGUGUCAGUACAGUCAGCAGCAUCCUUGUGAAGUCAGUCACUUGUGUGUUUUGAGUUUAUUUUAUGUUUUUAAAGCUGGUGUUGAAGCCUAGGAGGAGGUUGUUCUUUCAAGGAAUUAAAAUUCAGACUUUUUAAAAAAAAAACAAAAAACAAAAAAAACCAAAAACAAACCACCAACAACAAAACCUAAAGGCUGAUUGUCUAGUAAAACAACUACAGGAAUCAUAAACCUGCUUUCCUCACUGCUGCAGAAUUCCCAGGGUAUUCCCCCUUCCACACACAGUGUGUGCUCAGAUCUUUGUGUCGGUGGUAAGUUUGUGUGCCAUAAGAACAUAUGCAUGAUUUGGCUACGUAUUUCUAACUCUAACAAAUAAGAAACAUUGGGCAAAUUUCUUAUGGCAUAAGGCCCUAGCAAGUGGAAGUUGCGUAAUAAAUCCUGUUUUCUUGAUGAUGUUUUGGCAUCUUCGUUGCUAACAGUAUUUUAGUUAUGUUUUGAAAGUUGAAUAUAGUAUAAAUUUUUGAGCUGCUUCUAAUUCUACUAGUUUGAUUCUUUCACUUCCUUGGGAGGAGAAGUCAUUCCUCUUACAUACAGUCAGGCUGGUUCUUAAUAUGAAACUUGCACAGAAGUUGAACAUAAUAGUUUCUAGCUCUCUGAAUUUGUGGUAUCAGAUGUUUGUAUCACUUGGCAAAGCGUUAUUUUUGUCAGGAAUUUAGGAGAGACUAUAACAAGCUUUGUAUCUUGAUUCAGUAUAACUUUUAUUUCUAAACUGUUGCUUUCUUGCAGAAUGUCAGGUCAUAUCUGUAACGCAAGGGUCAGAAAAUCAGCUGUUAAGGUGCAAACACAAUAGUAGAAUUCUGAUGCUAGCCUUCUGGUUUGGGUUAUGAUGGGUUUAAAGCAGGUUCUCAGUCUUCGUGUUUACUUCCACACACAGUUUUCCUGCAUAAACAGAAGGAGUCCUGUCAGCUUCUUUGUGAAAUAGGGAUGGGGAUCUGUCUUAUCUGCUCUGAAAAGCAGAGGAGACCAAAUAUAGCUUAUUGUGUAUGGCUCAGAGUCUACUGAAAAUAAAGAAUAAAUUCAGUUUGGCACUGAUAAGAUAAUUCCUCUCUUUGAAGGUGGACACUGUGCUGAUACUUACACUGCCUCAUAGCCUUGAUGGAUUUUCACUUCCAUCUUGAGUGAGGAGUAUAUUUUGGAAAAAAACUUCCUUACCAUUACUGCCUGAGGCUUUAAACAGAUUCAGUACUCCAGUAUUCAACGCAGUGUAUAUGCAGCACAAAACUGCCACACUGCGAACAAGUCAUCAGCUUGUGUUUUUCAUUGUCUUAACCAAAAUGCUACUGCAGUAUGAAACAAAAUUUACCUUGGCAAAUCUGCUGAGAUGCACAUCCAAAUUCUCUGUCUUAUGGUUCAACCUUUCAUAUUUACUGAGUAGAUUGCUGAGAAAUUCAAGCAAAAUGUGAAUGGUCUAAUUGCAGAGGAUUGUUUAUUUGGAGAGGGAGAAAAAUUCUUUUUCAUGUGUAAGAAUACAUUUUUAACCACAUCCUUUUCAGUAAACAGAGUUGUAGUCUCCCUCUGUCAGAUGCAUCAGAUACAGGUACUGUUCAAGCAUCUGUUUUGUGCUGUCAGUUGUUGUAUUUCCUUUUAUGAUGCAAAUUUUCCUUUUCUUUCUUGGUCUCUUGUGGGCAGACAGAAGUGUUCACACAUGCAAGGAACUUAACAGUGUGUGAACUGGAGAGAGAGACUGAGCGCAUGUGUGUGUUCUCUAUGCUGAAUUUAAACUUUCCUUAGACAGUUCUGGUGUUCUUGAAAUAACUGAGUCCUUAGGCAGAUUUCCUAUUCCUGAUAUAAGCUUCAAGUGAAACUAGUUUUGCCCCUCAAUGUACUGAUGAUGGGCUGUAGUCAGCUGGAGCUCUGGGAUGGUGGUUAAUAAAAUGACAGUUACUUUAGUAUUCUGAAGCAUUUAUGAGAGGUUUGAGAGAGGUAAGCAUUCCCCUAGACAAAGAGAAAUGGAAUAGAGAUGAAUUAAGAGUUUCUUGACAUCAGCUAUUGCUUAUCAUUGAUCCCUAACUAGAAUACUAAUCCCAUACUUCUGCAGCAAAGGAGAACCCAUUUCACAUAUCUUUUAGGUCCUCAACUCCCCAAGGAAAGGGAGGGAUCCUUAAAGCUUAGAAAUAAAAUUUAAUAAAAGGAGGGAGAAAAGGUAAAUAAUUUUUUCUUUUGCACAGGCUACAAAUCAAGUGCAGAUGAGACGCACAUCAAUGGUUUGUCUCUGUAUGGAAACACUUCUCCCUGUGGGUGCGUGGGUGAGCUAUUGCAGAAUUUAUAUUAGGAAUCUAUUUCUAGAAAAUGUUAUUUAUUGCAAAUGAUAAUGUAUUGUAACCGGAACCAUUUCUGAGCUGAAAUUACUACAUUUAUGUAACUACUAAUAAAGUUUUGUCUUUCCUUCUAGGAGCUUGUCAGGUACUCUUUUAGAUAUGGUGUUCUGCAUCGGACUCAACACUUUGGUCAGGCUAAUAGAGAUAUGUUGUAUACCAUGCUUUAUGUCUGUACUCAAACGUAAAAGCAGUGUAAUAUCUGAUCCCUUCCUACUGACAGAAGCAAAACAGUUUCUUUUUUCAGGGAGGUAACACAAUUCCGUACCUCAGAGAGCAGAAAAAAAAUUGUACUGCAGUUCACAGUGAGUUUACAUGUGGUGCUUGUCCUUACUUGGUUUAAUUGGCUGUGUGUAAAUAUUCACCAGCUAUCAUGCCAAGUGUGGUGACUUCACAAGUUUUGUGGCUUAUUCUAUAGCAAAUGCUUGUAAGUACAAUGUCUGCUUUGCAGUAAUCAAGAGAUACUAGUGUGCAAUAUAACCCAAAAUACUGCUGUUAGCUAGGGGUAGAUUAUGCUGCCUGUUUCUGAACUGGAAAAGAGAAAUCCAUGCGUCAGUGUGUGUGAAGUUUGUGUUCAAUCAUGAUAAUAAAAGGUACUAUGAGAUAUAAGUGUCUUUCUGUAAGGAAAAAACAUACACCAUGAAAGCAACUUCAAGUGUAUUUGGAUACAUGGUACCUCUUGCAUUCAUACUUAACUCCUACAAGGGAAUACUGGCUGCUGAAUGAGCUGAGAUAGUGAUAUAUAGAGAUAUAGUGUCCUUUAUUGAAGAAUGGAAUCUGCCUGUUUGUUACUGCAUUCUACGCUUUGGUAACAGCAGUAGCCUCCCCCCUCCCCUUUGA